This is a messenger RNA of Pungitius pungitius (ninespine stickleback), 1421 nucleotides long. It is a transcript of the gene emc2, whose product is annotated as ER membrane protein complex subunit 2. The record is from RefSeq and is a predicted model, not a curated record. Gene Ontology annotation, biological process: protein folding in endoplasmic reticulum. The coding region runs from base 38 to 952 and encodes 304 amino acids. Gene Ontology annotation, cellular component: EMC complex. Gene Ontology annotation, molecular function: protein binding. Lineage: Eukaryota; Metazoa; Chordata; Actinopteri; Perciformes; Gasterosteidae. The transcript is spliced from 11 exons.
CGCCCAUUGAUGGCAACCUAUGACGUAGGCACGGCGUAUGCUGUCAAACCGAAAAAAAAUGGCGUCGGUAUCAGACAUGUACGAUGUGGGUUGGGAAGAGAUGAGAGACAAGCUGCGUAAAUGGAGAGAAGAUAACUGCAGGAAUAGUGAGCAGAUUGUGGAUGUUGGAGAAGAGCUGAUCGGCGAUCAUUCAUCUAAACUAGGAGAUGACGUAUGGAUUAUUUAUGAGCAGGUGAUGAUUGCAGCGCUGGACUGCAGUCGAGAUGACUUGGCGCUGACCUGUCUACAGGAACUGAGGAAGCAGUUCCCAGAUAGCCACAGAGUGAAGCGAUUAUCAGGCAUGAGGCUGGAAGCUCUGGAAAGGUACGAUGAAGCCAACAAGCACUACGAUGCCAUUCUCCAAGACGACCCCACCAACACGGCAGCAAGGAAGCGCAAGAUCUCCAUACUGAAGGCCCAGGGGAAGAGUGCUGAAGCCAUCCGGGAGCUCAAUGAGUAUCUGGAGCAGUUUGUUGGGGAUCAGGAAGCGUGGCAUGAGUUGUCGGAGCUCUACAUCAACGAACACGACUAUGGAAAAGCUGCGUUUUGUCUGGAGGAGCUGAUGAUGACCAACCCUCACAAUCACUUGUACUGUGAGCAGUACGCCGAGGUGAAGUACACUCAGGGGGGGCUGGAGAACCUGGAGCUGUCCAGGAAGUAUUUUGCGCAGGCGCUGAGGCUGAACAACCGAAACAUGAGGGCGUUGUUUGGUCUUUACAUGUCGGCAAGUCACAUCGCCGCCAGCCCAAAAGUUAGUGCCAAGGUGAAGAAGGACAAUAUGAAGUACGCCGGCUGGGCCGCCGCUCAGAUCAACCGAGCCUACAAGCUGGCCGGUCGCGGGGCUAAGGAGAACAAAUGCUCCAUGAAGGCGGUGGAGGAGAUGCUGGAGUCCAUGCAGAUCACCAUGUCCUAGGUGUCCUCGUCUCCGACCUCUUGGAGAGACAUGGCAGCUCAAAAAGCCUUUCAAUGUGACCAGAACCAGAUCUCUAACAGAUUAUUAUUUUGUUUUUGUUUUCCCUCUCUGGGCGACGGAAGACAUUGGUUUGACUCACGUGCAAAGACUUCCCCACCCAUCUGGAACACGCAACAGCAAACAUUUCAAUUCAUUUACUUAAUAUUAACCCUGCUGAGAGACAUGGACUGGAUUAUUUUGUCAAUCCUCGCCCAAUGCGGUCUCUCUUCUAACCUAUAUCACUAAUUAGUUAAUCCACCUCGAGGCUAUAGCUGUGUGACCAGGAACGAUAAGCUGUACAGUAAGAGCUAUUUAUAGAGACAACACUGAAGUCCUUUACUGCUUCUGUGCUAUCUGUAAAGUAAACACCGUUGUCUGAUUUUUUUUCGCUUAAUCUUCUAAAACGUUUUAAUAAAAGUAGUGAACUGAU